Caenorhabditis auriculariae is the source of this 784-nucleotide messenger RNA. Lineage: Eukaryota; Metazoa; Nematoda; Chromadorea; Rhabditida; Rhabditidae. The record is from the annotation of a GenBank genome assembly.
AUGCUCGGGAAGCCGUUUCGAAAUGUCAUCUCGGUCUUUGCAAUGCGCUCUUCUCUUGUAAUUAUUGUCUGUAUUGUUUCCAUUUCCGAGGUGAGCUAAAAUUUCAUUUUUCUUUCACUUCUUGUUCUUUAGGCGAUGCUUUUUAUCACGAAAAAGAGUCAUCGAUACGACAAUCCACCGUUCUGCUUCGCAUAUAAGCGCAACUACGAUAGCGAAACAGGUUCUCAAAAUUUAUCAACUUCGGAAUGUCCACAGAAAAAUUACUUAAGAUGUUUUCGAUCGAGUUGAUCACUCGCUUCCUUCUCGGGUAUAGAAAAAACUUUUUUGUACUCAAAACCUUCGCGAUCUGUUAAUUUUGAAAUAAGAACUUUUAAAAACUUCCUGCUUUUUGCUGACAUAAAUAUAACCAGUUGGAAGAUUUUAUUGAAGUAGUUAGACUCAAUUCCGAACCUGGAACCUUUAAUCAAAACCGCUUCUUCUGAGAAGUCCGCAUAAUUUCAUUCUUUGUCCACAUCUUUUCACGAUUCGUUUCAUUUUGAAGAUGCGACCAUCGACUGCAGUGGUUACCAAUACGACUGCAUAAACGUCUUUGACGACACACCAAUCGGCGUACGUCACAUUUUCCAACCCAGUUACUAAGAUAAGGUUUCAGGAAGUUGUUAACUUCGACCUGGAGAAUUGUCCAUCUAACGAAGCCCUCCGAGCUUUUGCCGCCAUCGAUUAUCCCAUCAGGAUCGCCAAGUACAAGAUCAAUUUCUGGAAGCACACAACAAAGAAACCCUAA